CGCGCCAACAUCAUCAUCAUCAUGUCGCUAAAAUCAAUACCACUCCAAUACAAAAACUUCAAUAUUUCUUUCCCAGACGAUCGCAUUGUGCUGGUCACAUUGAAUCGCCCCGAUAAACUCAAUUGUGUCGAUCAAACUACCAGCAAAGAAAUCGCUGAGAUUUGGGAAUUGUUUGAUCGAGAUGAGAGUUUGGUUGUCGGUAUCAUUACUGGAAAUGGGAGGGCUUUCUGCACUGGAGCUGAUUUGGGAGAGUGGAAUGAAAUGAACAGACGAGGCAUCGUCAACGACAUGUCUGCACCUGGUCUCGCAGGUCUACCUCGCAGAGCAGGCAAGAAACCCAUCAUCGCCGCAGUCAACGGUAUCACAAUGGGUGGAGGCUUUGAGAUGGUAGCGAAUUGCGAUCUCGUGGUUGCAGUAUCGUCGGCCAUCUUCUCUUUGCCCGAAGUCAAGCGUGGUAUUGUGCCAGUGGCUGGGUGUUUGCCUCGCUUGACGAGGACGCUCGGGCUUCAAAGAACCACGGAUCUCGUGCUUACGGGCAGGAAUAUCACGGCCAAGAUAUUGUAUGAUUGGGGUCUUGUCACGGAGCUUGUUGAUACACCUGAGGAAGUCGUGCAAGCUGCCAUCAAGACUGCUCAACUCAUCUGUAAGAAUAGUCCAGAUGCAGUUGUUGUUGGGCGCUUGGGUAUCAGACUGAGCUGGGAAGCAGGUAGUGUUGAGGAUACUGUCACCACUCUUGCCGAAGAAUGGUAUCCUCGUCUAGUUCAAGGAGAGAACUUCAAAGAGGGUAUCAAAGCCUUUGCAGAGAAGAGGUCGCCAGUCUGGGUGAGCUCGAAGUUGUAAUUAUAGAAGACCGGUCACUUCGAGCAGCACUUUGGGAUGUGCCCUCAUUGAUCGUCGCGUGCGUUGCUUGAAUACUGUGUGCAUUGCAAGAGCCAUAUAGAGUAGCAAGCCAUAGUUUCAUACGACACAACUCACGAAAUGUUCUAGCAACAUAAUGAUCUGUUGGCCUUGUCGUACGAGAAAACUCCUGCCUCCAAACCCC
This is a messenger RNA of Aureobasidium pullulans EXF-150, 1042 nucleotides long. RefSeq names its product ClpP/crotonase. NCBI's taxonomy places the organism in Eukaryota, Fungi, Ascomycota, Dothideomycetes, Dothideales, Saccotheciaceae. Gene Ontology annotation, cellular component: mitochondrion. Gene Ontology annotation, biological process: fatty acid beta-oxidation. The transcript is spliced from 2 exons. Bases 22 to 840 code for a protein of 272 amino acids. Gene Ontology annotation, molecular function: enoyl-CoA hydratase activity. The record is from RefSeq and is a predicted model, not a curated record.